Plasmodium malariae is the source of this 1332-nucleotide messenger RNA. Its product is annotated as conserved Plasmodium protein, unknown function. The transcript has a single exon. Lineage: Eukaryota; Apicomplexa; Aconoidasida; Haemosporida; Plasmodiidae. The record is from RefSeq and is a predicted model, not a curated record. Bases 1 to 1332 code for a protein of 443 amino acids.
AUGAUCAGAAGCAUAGCGCUAAGAUGCAAAAAUAACACAAAAGUAAACGGGAAAUGGAAAAUUAGUAGUAAUGUAGAUUAUAAAAGAGUAAAAUUCAAAUGGGACGAUAAAUAUUUUUCGUUAUGUAUUUGUGAUUUAGUACCAAGUAAUAAAAAUAAUGUAGAAGAAUUAGAGAUGAAAAAUAUGAACAUAAUUAAAGAUAUAACGAAAACAAAAUAUGACUUUGUCAUAUUUGGAAUUGGAUAUUUGGACUCUGAUAAAAUAUUAAAAUCUUUUAAUAGAGCUGAUUUACUUCAAACGAAGAGGAUUGAUUCGAUUCACUCAAAUUUAAAAAAAGCUAAUGGUCAAUAUAUUUCAAUAGUUCAACAAUGCCUUCUUUUAAAAAUUCCACAUUUCUUUUUAGGUAGGGACAGGCUAACUGAAUUGACAAGUAUCGGUACAGCUAUAUUUAGCAACCCCAAAGAAAUAUUUUCAUUAUUAUAUUACUUUCUUAUUAAUAGUGAAAAAAAUGGAAAGAAUAGUAGUACUACCUCUAGUCAACAUAAGAGGGAACUAGAGGACAAGGAAUAUAAUUUACAAUUUAAUGCCCCCAAUUUUUAUAACGCAUUAAUUGUAGAAAAUGCUUUAUAUCUAAUAUACAAUAUUCAUGCAACCUUGUUAAAAAUAGUGAAAUCAAAAUAUUACAUACCUCCCCAUGGUAGUACCGCCUCUACCUCUACUUCAAAUUAUACUAACACGAGUAAUGGUAUAAAUAACACAGAUGUUAAGAAAAAUGUGAAGCAAAGAAUAUUUUCCUUUUUCAACGAAACAACGUAUGACCAAAUAAAUAACAUAAGAAAUCAAAUUAGAAGAACAGAAUUAUUUGAUGAUUACAUAAUAUCUACAGACAAAACAGAUAUAAACAUUUUAAUUGUUUGUGACAGUAUAAGUGUUGACUAUUUUUACAACUACUUACAAAAAAACCUCUAUCUAUGGCAUACCAUUAGUCCGUUCUAUAAUGAAUUAUUUGCCUUGGAAAAAAAAAACAUAUAUAAAUUUGUGUUGUCUUUGUUUUUAUUUAUAAUUGCACCUCUGGCCUGGGCACUUACCUUCCUAAUCAGAUAUUUGUACUAUCUAUGGGUAGAAUAUUUUACUAAAGGAAAAGUAAUAACUGUUGGAGGAGAUUUAUUUUUUCAAGAUUCUAAACUAGUUCAUGCAAAUGAGCACACCAUAAAUUCUGAAGAUAAUUAUGAUAAAUUCAUUAACUCUAUAAACAAUAACACAACUGAAUUUGAGAAGGUAAGCCUGCUAGGUGGUCUACUGCAGUGGUUCAAAAAUAAAAGCAGAAAUUAG